UAUGUCGGAAGGCGUGGGCGGCGUGGGUAAAGGAACCUCGUCAAGACAGGUACAGAGGAACCGCAAGAGACGCGUUGAUUCACACUUGCGCGACAUAUAUGCCACAACAGAAUCAGCGGACAGUUCUGCGUGUGAAACAUCUGUACACGCAGACGCAAAACGUUCCCCAGCAUGUCACCAGGGCUUACAUUGCUCGGACGGGGCCGCCACCACCGAAACCUACCAGGGGGAUGACGGAUCAGCUGAAAGGGCGCAGGGUACACAACGCACUAACCUACUGUGCAGUACGAGUGACAGCGAAUACGACGUCAGAGACUGGGAGGAAAAUUCAGUGAGCUGCUCCAGCACUGACUGUGAAGAUGCAAGACGGGAUGCUGAAAGAAAUAUGCCUUCUGAAACGAACUUUGGAACUGCCAGCAUCUUUAGCAGCCCAGAGGCCACAACUUUGGCUGCACAGCUUGCUCUCUGGGCUGUACAAGCUAGGAUCCCACUUCAACAUCUUUCAAGUCUACUCUGCAUACUGUGCCAGUAUCAAUCUGACUUGCCCCGUGAUGCACGGACAUUAUUAUCGACACCAAGAAAUGGCAAAACUGACUCCUUGUGUGGUGGCGAAUUUGUGUACCUUGGCAUUUUGAACAGCAUUAAAAGGCUACUCAAUGGCGGCUUGCCAUUCUCCUCGCAAGCAUUGAAUUUACAAAUAAAUGUCGACGGCUUGCCAUUGUACCACAGUCAGAACACAUGUUUCUGGCCUAUUCUUGUAGCUGUUCAAGAAUGCAUACACGUUGUGAGUGAGCUAAACAGCCAGUUACUCUGCUUUGACGUUCACUCCAUCAAGUGCAAAGUUGUUCGCUUUCCACUAGGCAAAGGCUUCUUGGUGGUUCCUCUACUUCACACUGCAUGA
Molecule: messenger RNA, 901 nt
Organism: Ornithodoros turicata
Lineage: Eukaryota; Metazoa; Arthropoda; Arachnida; Ixodida; Argasidae
Exons: 7
Coding region: 2-901 (299 amino acids)
Source: RefSeq, a predicted model, not a curated record